GAGCGCGGGAGGCCGCUGGGCAAUGGCUGAGCCGGAGCGCGCGCGGAGCAGGCAGUGAAGCCGCGCAGAGAUCCGCCGCCAUCCGCGCCGCGCACCCGGUGAACUGAGGUGACGUGCCACUUGAUCUGCACCAUGUUCCUUUAUAACCUAACUCUGCAGCGGGCCACUGGUAUCAGCUAUGCCAUCCAUGGCAAUUUUUCAGGUACCAAACAGCAAGAAAUUGUUGUUUCCCGAGGAAAAAUCUUGGAGUUGCUUCGUCCUGACCCAAACACUGGAAAGGUUCAUACCUUGCUAACUGUAGAAAUUUUUGGAAUCAUUCGCUCCCUCAUGGCCUUCAGGUUAACUGGUGGAACCAAAGACUACAUUGUAGUGGGCAGUGAUUCAGGCCGCAUUGUUAUCCUGGAAUAUCAACCAUCUAAAAAUGUGUUUGAGAAGAUUCACCAGGAAACCUUUGGCAAGAGUGGCUGUCGCAGAAUAGUUCCUGGACAGUACUUGGCUGUGGAUCCUAAGGGACGAGCUGUUAUGAUCAGUGCCAUUGAGAAGCAGAAGCUGGUGUACUUCCUGAACAGAGCUGCUGCCGCUCGGCUCACAAUUUCUUCCCCAUUAGAAGCCCACAAGACCAACACUUUAGUCUACCACGUAGUCGGAGUAGACGUUGGGUUUGAAAAUCCCAUGUUUGCUUGUCUGGAAAUGGAUUAUGAGGAAGCUGACAAUGACCCCACAGGAGAAGCAGCAGCCAACACCCAGCAGACGUUGACGUUUUAUGAGUUAGAUCUGGGUUUGAACCAUGUCGUCAGAAAAUACAGUGAACCCUUGGAAGAACAUGGCAACUUCCUUAUAACAGUGCCUGGAGGCUCUGAUGGUCCCAGUGGAGUGCUGAUUUGUUCUGAAAACUACAUCACCUACAAAAACUUUGGUGACCAACCAGAUAUUCGAUGUCCCAUUCCCAGGAGAAGGAAUGACUUGGAUGACCCCGAAAGAGGCAUGAUCUUCGUCUGCUCUGCUACACACAAGACCAAGUCUAUGUUCUUUUUCCUGGCUCAGACGGAGCAGGGAGAUAUCUUCAAAAUCACCUUGGAGACUGUCAAGGCCCUUACCUUUUUUUCCUCAGCUAAACAGCGUCAGGUUAGUAGCGUUGUGCUCUGCCUCAGACUGAGGCUCCGAACCCGAGCUGAGGAGGGCUGCUUCGGCCUGCUUCGGCUCGGUUCUCAGAUGGUUCUGGCAAAGCCCCAGGCGGCCCGAAGCCAAAGCCAAUUAGCCCCGAAGCCUCAGGCCGCCUUGGUGCUUCGGAGCCAGCCCUCGGCGGGUCCCAUACCUGCUACCAUCCACCGUCGCCGCCUUCUUGCUUCUGGUGGCUUCCAGUGCCGCUGCCACAAAUGA
Molecule: messenger RNA, 1380 nt
Organism: Elgaria multicarinata webbii
Lineage: Eukaryota; Metazoa; Chordata; Lepidosauria; Squamata; Anguidae
Product: splicing factor 3B subunit 3-like
Exons: 2
Coding region: 133-1380 (415 amino acids)
Biological process (GO): mRNA splicing, via spliceosome
Cellular component (GO): nucleus; U2 snRNP
Molecular function (GO): U2 snRNA binding; protein binding
Source: RefSeq, a predicted model, not a curated record